AUGUGGAAAUUUAUUUUCAUUUCCCUUACGACUCUUGCAGUUAUCAAUGUUUCAGCUGUUAGGUCAUCAUUAAUGAACAUCGGAUGCUAUGCUGACUUUAAUCUUGGUUCUCCAGUAAUGAACGAUGCUGUCACUAAUAUUAGUUCCAAUACUCCUGAAAAAUGCGCAUCGUAUUGUACUUCUUUGAGUAUUGCUUAUUCGGGAACUGAAAAUGGUAAUGAAUGCUAUUGUUCGGAAGUACCACCUACAGUUAAAUCAGAUUUUUGUACAACACCUUGUGCAGGCGAUUCAAAGCAAAUUUGUGGAGGUGUCAAUGCUCUAUCCGUUGCUUUUACUACUAUUCCAUCUCUACCAGCAACAAACAGUACGAAGCGUGGUCUCUGUUGGUCAUGGAAUAAUAAUGUAUCGACAUUUGCAUUUUUCUCGCCAAGCAGCAUACCAUGGUUGUACAAUUGGGAACUAUGGGACCCACGUCCUGUAGGAAUCUAUUCAACAGCUGAAUAUAUACCCAUGUGCAGAACAGCAGCAAAUGCACCUAAAAUUCUCUACCACCUAUCAAAAUGCAAUGCUAAACGUCUUUUAGGAUUCAAUGAGCCAGAUUUACCGGAAGCUAAAGGAGGUUAUUACAUUUCUCCUUAUGAUGCCUCCGUUCUUUGGAAAAAUUAUAUUGAACCUAUGAAAACUCGAUGUAAUAUGACAUUAGGAGCGCCAGCUAUCACUAGUUCAACCACUCCGGGCAUGGGUAUCGAUUGGCUUCAACAAUUUUUUGGCAACUGUACAGCUUCAGAAUGUUCUUUUGAUUUCCUUCCUAUUCACUGGUAUGGUAAAUCACUGAAAAACUUCCAAAAACAUGUCACCAAAGUCAACGAACUUUUCCCUAACUAUCCUUUAUGGAUUACUGAAUGGCAAUUCACUGGUUUUUCUGUUGUAGCAACAACAAAUCUAAUCAAACAAGCUAUACAAUGGCUCGAUGCACAAAAUUAUGUAGAGAGAUAUGCGAUGUUCGCACCAAAGGAAGCUGCACGUAUGAACAGUAUGCCAAAUGCUGCAAUGAUUACAGACGAUCUUAGUGGACUUACAAAUGCUGGAAAAAUAUAUGCUGGGCUCUUGUAG
Molecule: messenger RNA, 1113 nt
Organism: Rotaria sp. Silwood2
Lineage: Eukaryota; Metazoa; Rotifera; Eurotatoria; Philodinida; Philodinidae
Source: the annotation of a GenBank genome assembly